CUGGUCACAACAGAGAUGGCGGCUGCAGAGAAGGCGCAAAGCGUCGAAGUUUGUGUGUUUUUACUUGUUCUUAUUGUUAGUUCGUGUCAGAGUUUGUUUUACGGAGGAAAGACGUUCAAAAGAGAGCUGUCGGUGCAGUUGAACCCUGACGCGAGCCCGUCUCCUUCUGGUUUUGACCUGCUCCACGUGAGAGCCGUGGGACAAAACGACACGUUGCACUACCUGUUCUGCAGCCAAGGGGCGCCGACACUGCUGCUCGUCCACACAAACUCCAUUUCUUCUACCGUCAAGGUCAACUGGACUCAGUUUUCGGCUCCUAAUAGCAGCGGCGGCCUGACGGUGGAGCCACAGAGCAGCAUCCUCUACAGCUCCGCCGUCGUCUUCAGUCGGCUUUGGGAGUACGAUGACGUGAACGACACGGCUGAGGCGACAUCUGAAUUUUUCCCUCCGUACGAGCUGCAGGACUUCAGCUGGGCUCACCUCAACCUGUCGGGCACAACUUCUCUGCUCUGUGGAACCCCACCAAACACCAUUAACGGAUCGCUCUGCCUGCAGUUAACAGCGUUUGACUCAGAGGGGCGUGUUGAGUUAUGGCCACGCCUCCUACAUUCUGCUAACUCCUCCCAGUUGGAGGUUUGGCUUGAUGGCUUGUUGCCACGGGGAAAUCAUUCCAGGUUUAUGUUGGAGCUGCAGGCGGUGGGCGGGGCUUAUCCUCUGAGCAGAGUGGACGGUCGCCAGUUCAUUGAUGACGAGUUCACACCGUCAAUAUUCAAGAUGUUUCAGUGGGUCUCAUCGAUGAAUGGCAGCUCAGACAUCCUGGGUUUUGUCCAGUGGAAGCCCGUGGCGUACCGCAAGUCCCAUCCGUUGCUGGAGGAUGCAACGCCAUGCCGUCACUCUGACCCACGGUCGCAGAGCGGAAAGGAAACGGCAGCUUCAUCCGGUCUGAUUCGUGCCUUCUACUUGGAUCCAGCAGUCGUGGGACUGAACGUGAGCUUCGGUCUCGCAGGAGAACCUUUCUACAACAAAACCAUGUUCCUCAGCUGGACGAUGCUGGUGGGUGUCGGCGCUCCUCCAGUCGACUCGUUCUCACCUCUGGUUCUCACCAUCAUGGUGGUGUGUUUAGGGACUCCUGUGAUCCUCCUGCUGCUGGGCGGAGUCUUUGUUUUUCUCUAUAAAAAGAGGCAAGCUGCAACGACGGCCUAUGAGCCAAUUAACUGACAUCUAACUCCUGACCAAUGACAAAUAAUGAGAAUUAAGACUUUUGGAAUUGAAAACAAUUUUUUUAGAGAAACUCGAACAGGUGAAACCACUGAAACAGUCCAGCCAAUCAGGAGGCAAGGAGGUGUUUAUUAAGAGAGUUCAACUUAUUGACUACUUUUAGUUGAUUAAAACUCAGCUCAUUUAUAGUCAUUAGAUCGAAUCAACAGGACUGUCUUUUUUUAAUUAUUAAAAAAAAAAAAAAAAAUUCAGAGCAUGUGAUGUAGAAUUUAUUCUAUUUUUAUUAUAGAAUUUUCAAUUUUAAUGUUCAGUUUCUCAUUUAGACUCAUCU
This is a messenger RNA of Nematolebias whitei (Rio pearlfish), 1549 nucleotides long. Its product is annotated as glycosylated lysosomal membrane protein. Gene Ontology annotation, cellular component: lysosome. Bases 16 to 1218 code for a protein of 400 amino acids. NCBI's taxonomy places the organism in Eukaryota, Metazoa, Chordata, Actinopteri, Cyprinodontiformes, Rivulidae. The record is from RefSeq and is a predicted model, not a curated record. The transcript is spliced from 7 exons.